Messenger RNA from Exaiptasia diaphana, 3459 nucleotides. RefSeq names its product adhesion G-protein coupled receptor D1. The coding region runs from base 157 to 2520 and encodes 787 amino acids. The record is from RefSeq and is a predicted model, not a curated record. The transcript is spliced from 20 exons. Lineage: Eukaryota; Metazoa; Cnidaria; Anthozoa; Actiniaria; Aiptasiidae. Gene Ontology annotation, biological process: cell surface receptor signaling pathway; adenylate cyclase-activating G protein-coupled receptor signaling pathway. Gene Ontology annotation, cellular component: membrane. Gene Ontology annotation, molecular function: G protein-coupled receptor activity.
AAACUGCCCCGACACGUCACGAACAGUGUAAUUGGUCCACUGUUUUUAUUAUCUGUAAAAAUUUUGUCAUGACAAACACAAUAACGAAGCGCCCAUUAGACAGGACCGUAUGAUUCUAGAUGAAUACAGCAAAGAGCAGAUGUUGAAGUGAAUUUCAUGAGAAUGGCGUGCAUAGUAUGGGUUGUACUUCUGCAAUUGUCCAUUACGAUGGCUAAGGGAGGAAAAACCGGYUGUGGGACCAACGCCCAUAUUGUUAUUGCCAUCGAUUCUACUAAAAGGACGACGACAAGCAUCUUUGAAGAUCAAAAAGAGAUCGUUAAAGGGGUGCUCAACUUAGUUAAAAUCAAGUAUGCCUUGGUUGUAUACACCGGAGACAAUGCCUGGACGUACAAAGAUUUUGGUGUCGACCAUUCAAUUAACGGUGCAAGCCUCUCGCGAUUGAAUUGGAGUCAUUCAGAUCACUAUGGUUUCRACCCUAAGGCGCUAUUUGCUGUGAAGUAUAACCGAGCUCCAGACUGUUUUUGGCUGCUGCGGAACAGCCAGAAGGAAUCAUAUUCAAAUUUAGGUGAAUUUAUGGUCAAACCAAUGGGUUACGAUGUACAAAUACCAAAGAUUGUAUUGACAUUCGGCCAGGGAUAUUAUGAACUGUUACAUAAUAUUACAGAAUUUAAAGACCUACAGUUCAACGAUUAUGACAUCAAGACAAGUAAAGAGAAAUAUCACUUGGAGAAAUUGAAGGAUUCUAUUUGUAAGCAUUGUAAAGAGCUAUCACUUUCAACUCCAAGUACACCUACAACCAUGGUAACCCCGGGAAUUAAUAAGACCCAAGAGAUGACUCACAGUAUCCAAAUCAGUAGUAUAGUGUCAACAACAACAACGUCUCCUACCAACACACGUGUCGUUUAUCCAAAGGAGGAGCUGGAGAAAGAUUAUAGAGACUUCUUGGAGUUCAACAUCAGUAAAAUCAAUCUUAAUGACCAGAAAGAGAUUGAUGGGGUUAUUAAUUCUUUGACCCAUCUCUAUGUGAAAAGUCAUUUACUUGAAGGAGACACUGAGCCUGCUAAUAAGUCAAUUGGAUUCCAUGUUCUUGAUGUCUUGGAAAGCUUCUGUGUAUCUGUAGGCACUGCCAUGUCUUCUAACCAAACUUUACAGAUGCAUACAAACAAUAUGUUCAUAGGUAUAUCCACGGUWAAUAUAACUUCAUUCCAAGAAUUGACAUUUGGACGUCUUUCAGAGACUAGUGGAUUUCUUCAUCUUCCACCUGUCAUUUUUAAGGAACAAAAAGGCCAUGGUGUUCUGGUAACAAUGAUAAUUGACCCUAUCCAACCUUUUCGUCAGGGAAAAAUUCUUGAUAGAAACAUCAAUGCRUCCCUUGCAGGCAAGAUUAUCAAUGUGAUAACAAGACCUCCACCAACAAAARGUCCUCUUGAUCCUCCUGUAACGAUUGGAAUCCUACACAGCAAGAAAAUUGACUUCAGAAAUGACGCCAAAGCAAGCUGUGUAUUUUGGGACAUUCAGAGAAGGGGCUGGUCCAAUGCAGGGUGUACUGUGACAGCUAGUAACGCCACUGUGACAAUAUGCCAAUGUAAUCACAUGACACAUUAUGCAGUACUGCUGUCACUGGAUGAUCAAGUGACACCAAAGAUUCAUUAUGAAGCGAUGACCAUUAUAACCUACAUUGGAUGCUCAUUGUCUAUUUCAGGCGUGUUCUUGACCCUUAUUACUUUUCUGUGUUUACCAGUACUGAAGUCAGAAAGAACAAGAAUCCACUGCAAUCUGUGCAUUGCAAUUGGUCUGUCACAAAUACUUUUCCUUGCUGCAGGAAGUAAAGAACUUGUACAAAAUACUGUAGCCUGUAAGCUGUAUGCAGCAUUCAUGUUUUACUGUUUUAUGGCAGUAUUCACAUGGAUGCUUGUGGAAGGCAUUCAUCUCUACCAGAUGGUUAUCAUUGCAUUUGUUAAUCGAUCCAUGAUGAGAUUUUACUAUGCACUAGGGUGGGGUUUACCAGUAGUCAUUAUCACCAUUGCAUCUGCAAUAACACAUGAGGGACUUGGAACCAGUCAGUUCUGCUGGAUUUCUAUUCAUGGAGGAGCCAUUUAUGCAUUUGCAGCACCUGCUAGUAUUAUCAUCAUGAUAAACAUGGUGGUCUUAGUUAGUGUCUUGAGACUGAGAGUGAAGUUGGAUAAGUCCUCUGAUAUCCACAAAACUGUCAAAAUUGGUGCUCGUGUGUCAGUGGUACURCUGCCAUUGCUUGGUAUGACUUGGCUGUUUGGUUUCUUCUCUGUGUUACCAGAUGUUGGAGUUGUGUUCAAGUAUCUUUUUGCUAUAACAAACUCACUUCAGGGUUUCAUGGUUUUUGUGUUUCAUUGUGUUGGAAAUUCUGAGGUCCGCAAGGAAUUCAACCGUAAAGCAGAGCAUUGGCACCUUAAUCGAAACAUUUCAACUAACAUGAUUACAAUGGUAUCAAACAGAGUUACCCCUUCAGASUCUGAUGUCACAGAAACUAUUAACAAACAAUGAUAUGAUAAUCAACUACGCCUUAAUUAUUGUCAAGUCUCAAGAGUUUAAUGAAAGCAAAAAUUACUGAGCCCUUCUGUUAUUUAUUAGGUUUGCUAUGGUUUUCUCUAAGAAGAGAAAUCAAAAUUCUUAGUCUUAGGGCUUUGUAAUGCCAUUAAGGUAUACUGCCCCCYUCUCCCUCCCCCUCCAUCUCAAUUUUUCUUACAUUAUAUGAAAAAUACCUGAGACUUAUUCAGAGUGUGGACUGGGUGAACAAAAUAAGUUGUAAUAAAAAAUAUUGGUCGCAUAUAUAUUGUAUGUUGUUCUGAAUAGGAUAGGACUGGGAGUAAUAGGAAACCUUGCAUGGACUAUAUAAUGGUGGGAACUCGUGGUAAACUAGUGUGAGCUGCGUCAGUGUUUCUAAAGAACAGUUUUGUUAAAAAGAUAAAUUAAACACCGUAAAAAAGGAUGUGAAAUAACUUACUACUUAUUUCACAUACUUUUUUUACGGUGUUAAAUUUAUCUUUUUACACAACUGUUGCAUGAACUAUAGCCCACCAAAAUGGCCAAAAAUCAUCAAUUUUUGAUCAAAAUGCAUGGACUGAGUUAGCCAUAUUUACUGAGUAAAAUAUGAUUUAACUAGAUUCAAUAAAAAAUCCAAUAAAAAAAAAAAAAAUGAAGUGAAGGACCUGGUCGACUGGCCAUGAUUCCCCAGGCCUAACCGAACRUCCAAGCACGUUCGACACGUCACAUGGCAUGCGUAAACAAAUACAAAWAAAUUCAAAAAGUUACCCUGUAUUAAUUAGGUAUUUAAUUAACAAUAAAAUACAUUAAGUUUGUAAGUAAUAUAUACAAUAUGAGUGGGCGAUCUGUAUGUAAUAUACAACUCUCUUCAUGGGCUAUGAUUUCUAUUGUGUUUUGCCUUAUGAAUAUUAAUGUUAAUAAAUUAUCCUAUCAUAUCUA